Paramecium pentaurelia is the source of this 217-nucleotide messenger RNA. The record is from the annotation of a GenBank genome assembly. NCBI's taxonomy places the organism in Eukaryota, Ciliophora, Oligohymenophorea, Peniculida, Parameciidae.
AUGAGCUAGAAAAGAAAAUUUCAUAGGGAUUAUGGGCUCGACUUGAUAGUAUGUAUGAGAGUUAUUUUGACAAAGCAAUCUGUGGAAAUUAUUAGGAUCAAGAAUACUUCUUUGAUUGGCGUAAUUAUUUUGGAUACAAUUUUAGUGGAUCAUAAUUUUUUCAAUAGAUAUUAGUGAAUUUAAUAUGAAUGGAACUUAAGUAUUUAAUUGCACAUGA